Molecule: messenger RNA, 2245 nt
Organism: Panonychus citri (citrus red mite)
Lineage: Eukaryota; Metazoa; Arthropoda; Arachnida; Trombidiformes; Tetranychidae
Gene: Pi4KIIalpha
Product: phosphatidylinositol 4-kinase type 2-alpha-like
Exons: 5
Coding region: 526-1920 (464 amino acids)
Biological process (GO): Golgi organization; endosome organization; phosphatidylinositol phosphate biosynthetic process
Cellular component (GO): trans-Golgi network; plasma membrane; lysosomal membrane
Molecular function (GO): 1-phosphatidylinositol 4-kinase activity
Source: RefSeq, a predicted model, not a curated record
UUCUGUGACAAUAAAUUUCCUUUAAUUGUUCAACUGCAAUUAGUUGAUCGUUCCCUGUAUUUACAAUGAACUGAUUUAUUAUUAUUUUAAUCGAUUAACUCCCUUUUUUAUAUUCUUCAAUUUUAUCUGGUUAAUUUUUCACUGUUUUUACUUUGUUUUUUGUUUUGUUUUGUUUUUGUAAACCUCACAUUACAUUCAUCAAACACCCAAGAAAAAUAUUCAAAUUUAUGCCUGUCAAAGAUAAUCAAAAAUAAGUGAAUUUGCUCAACUGUUGUUGAUAAAACGCGACAAGGGGAGAUAAAGAAAGAGAUAUAAAAUUAUCGAAAGAAAAAGAAAGAGAGAGAGAAAGAGAAAGAGACAGCUUGAAAAGUAAGAGAGAUAAAGAGAGAAGUAGAAAGAAAAGAAUAGAGGAGUUAGAGAAAUUGAUAGAAAGAGAGUGUAGGAGUUAAAGUGAGAGAGAAAGAGAGAGAAAAAAGCAGAAAGAGAUAAAAAAAUAGAGAAAGAACUGAAAGCUGAUUCUAAAGGAUGUCAAAUGAAAGUAAUGAGAUUGGUGAAUGUUGUAGCUCUCCCGUUGAAGAUGAAACACAAUUAAAGGCUUUCGACGAUAGUAGUGAAGAGAUUUGUGAUAAUAAUUGUCUUCUACCUGAUGUGACUGUUGUUAAAUCAGUCAAAUCGACCAGUUUAACAUCCCAAAGUGAGAGAGAAUUGAGAGAAUCUCAACCUCUAUUGAAAAGAAUGGAUCCUGAUGUUAUUUCAAUAAACAAUGUGUUCGCUGAUGAUCCAGAAUUCACUUCUAUCAUCCGAGAAGCAGAAACUGCCAUUGAAACAGCGAUUUAUCCUGAAAGGAUUUCCAAAGGAUCAAGUGGAUCUUAUUUUGUUAAAAAUUGCGAAUUGAAAAGAAUAGGUGUAUUCAAGCCCAAGGAUGAGGAACCAUACGGAAGGUUAAACCCUAAAUGGACCAAAUGGAUGCAUAAACUAUGCUGUCCCUGUUGUUUCGGGAGAAGUUGCUUAGUUCCUAAUCAAGGUUACCUUUCGGAGGCCGGGGCUUCACUUGUAGACCAAAAACUCCAGUUAAACAUAGUCCCAAAAACGAAAGUAAUCAAGUUAGCAAGUAAAACUUUUAAUUACACCGCAAUUGACAGAGCCAAAGCACGAACCAAACAAAAUCUAUCUGAAAGAUAUCCAAACCUUGGAAGACGUUUCAACAGAAUUGGAUUACCAUCUAAAGUUGGCUCUUUUCAAAUGUAUGUUCACAAUUACGAAGAUGCUUCAGUUAUGCUUAGACAAUUUAUGGACAAUCCUAUACCUGAAGAAGUCCAAAGAGAGUUUCAAUUACAAUUUGAAAGAUUGGUUGUCUUAGAUUAUAUCAUUCGUAACACCGAUAGGAAUCAUGAUAAUUGGCUAAUCAAAUACAAUAAACUAGAAGAAAAGAAAAGCUCGGAAACUUGGAAUCAGAAAAAGGAACCUUCCGUUAAGAUAGCAGCUAUUGACAAUGGAUUAGCAUUUCCAUUUAAACAUCCAGAUGAAUGGAGAGCAUAUCCUUAUCAUUGGGCUUGGUUACCUUAUGCUAAAGUACCUUUUUCCAAGGAGAUCAAAGACCUGAUUUUGCCUCAAUUAUCGGAUAUGAAUUACGUGCAAGAGCUUUGUGAUGAGAUGCAUGACCUUUUCAAAACAGAUAAAGGAUUCGAUCGUAAUUUGUACGAGAAACAAAUGUCUGUAAUGAGAGGGCAAAUCCUCAAUUUAACUCAAGCUUUAAAAGAGGGCAAAAGCCCGGCUCAACUCGUUCAAAUGCCCGCUGUUCUUGUUGAAAGAUGUAGAGAAGCGGGAGCAGGAAUCAACCAAAGAGGAAGAAUUCGAGUAAUGGCUGACCAAUUUACUCAACGAUUUCAAAAUCGAGCUCCAUUUUUCUCAUGGUGCUGAUCAUUGAAUCUACAAAAAUUCCAUUUUUUCUCUCCUUUUUUCUCCCUCAUUUUUUUUGUACAUUGUCUUUCUCCGAAUCAAAAUGAAAACCAUUUUUUGGCAAUUAUGGUCCAUUUGAUUAUUCCGAAAUUAAAUACUUUUAAUCAAAUCAUAUCAUUACUAUUCAACCUGGAUCUCACAAUUGGUUAUCGAUGAAGCUUUCGCCGGAUUUGAUGUCCCCAACUCGAGCCUAAAUUUAUUAAAUUGUUAACUGUGUAAAAAACCUGAUCAUUGUCACGAAACUAAUGCUAAUAGAUGUCUAAUUGUCAGACUGUCUAAUUGGAAA